Messenger RNA from Ctenocephalides felis (cat flea), 878 nucleotides. Its product is annotated as 39S ribosomal protein L22, mitochondrial-like. The transcript has 4 exons. Gene Ontology annotation, molecular function: structural constituent of ribosome. Gene Ontology annotation, biological process: ribosome assembly; translation. Lineage: Eukaryota; Metazoa; Arthropoda; Insecta; Siphonaptera; Pulicidae. The coding region runs from base 132 to 782 and encodes 216 amino acids. Gene Ontology annotation, cellular component: mitochondrial large ribosomal subunit; ribosome. The record is from RefSeq and is a predicted model, not a curated record.
UAGUACCAAGUUUAAGUUAACAACAAUAUAAUUGUUUUUAACUGGUCAUUGCCAUUAAGUUAUAAUCAAUAGUUGACAAAUAUUGUUUUAUUUUCAUAUAUUACUUUGUUUUAACUAAGUUAUGAUAUAACAUGAUAGUAUUUCCUAAAUUAGCCAAAAUGCAAAAUGUACGAGAGUGCUUAACUUAUGCUAAUCAAAAUAGCAAAAUAACUUCAUUAUUUAGGGGAAGUUUAUUUCAUACAUCUAGUUCCUUGCAACGCACAGAUAGAUCUGAAGGUCCACAAAAGUUUUUGUCUUACAAUAACACGAUCUUUCCACCGACUAAAUCUGAGGAACCUGAAAGACCAGCUUAUGUUUGCCAUGCAAAAAAAUUUAUCAAGUAUAGUCCUGAGAAACUUUGGUAUAUUGCAUGUCUAGUACGAGGUAUGUCUGUGGAUGAAGCCAUUAAACAAUUGAGCUUUUUACUGAAAAAGGGAUCUCUAUAUGUGAGGGAAGCAAUUGAAGAAGCACGAGAACUGGCUGUUGAACAACACAAUGUUGAAUUUAGAAGCAAUCUGUGGGUUGCUGAGUCAUUUGUUGGUAAAGCGCAUACUAUCAAAGGUUUACGGCGUCAUGCAAGACUAAGGCAAGGGAUAAUUGAAUAUAAAUAUUGCCAUUACUUUGUUAGAUUAGAAGAAGGGCCACCACCAAAAUAUUAUUAUAAGACUCCAAAGACACCACAAGAACAAUUAGACGAGUGGGUAGAGAAAAUGCGCAAGAGGAAAAUUAUUAAUUCUUUAUAAUUGCUUGCACUUAUACCCUUUGAAUCAGGAGCAUGAUAACAUCUUCAUAUUAGAUUUAUUAAUAAGACACUUUUAGUAUAUUAUAUAGUCAUAGUU